AUGAUCGAAAUUAUUCUUCGUUCAUUAAAUGCUUUUAUUCAUCCAACAUUGAUGUAUGCACGUUGGAAAGAUUGGGAUGGAAACGCUCUUGAACAUCUGCCAAUACUCUAUCAUGAUAUUGAAGAAUACAUGGCUGCUCUCCUGGCGAAAGUCAGUGAGGAAAUUGUAAGAACAAGCAAACGGAUCAUGUUAGAGUAUCCCGAAAUAGACCUAUCUAAUGUCAUUCCUCUGUACGAGUGGGAGCUAUUGUAUUAUGGAGAUUAUAUCACAGACAAAUCGAAUUUGAUGACAACCAUACGCACGAAUUCUGGAUUACAGGGUAUCACGUAUCCUAUGAUCAAGACUGAAACUGAAAAGUAUAUUCCAGAUUUUAAGCAUCGCUUUCUGACUGAAUAUGUUCUGUUUGGCUUACUUGUUAUUCGCAGUAUUGCAGAGAUGGCUGGCGUUUCAACUCCAUGUAUGGAUGAUGUCCUCACUUGGUGCCAACAGAAAAUAUGCCAAGAGUAUUUGGUAGGCUCGAAAUUGAUUACCAAAAACUUGGCAACUACGAGAUGUCCACAACGAUACGGCUUGAUAACAAUUGCUCAAAUUCUCCGGUAUUAUUCGAAAAAUCAGCAGACGCACAAUGAUGCUGAAUUAUGUUGA
This is a messenger RNA of Rotaria socialis, 645 nucleotides long. The record is from the annotation of a GenBank genome assembly. Lineage: Eukaryota; Metazoa; Rotifera; Eurotatoria; Philodinida; Philodinidae.